This is a messenger RNA of Geodia barretti, 966 nucleotides long. The record is from the annotation of a GenBank genome assembly. Lineage: Eukaryota; Metazoa; Porifera; Demospongiae; Tetractinellida; Geodiidae.
AUGAUCUCCGGCACCUCUGAACCCAGGCAAGCGGUGAUUAUUGACACCGACCCAGGGGUGGACGAUGCCAUCGCCAUCCUGUUGGCCCUGGCAUAUCCGGGUUUCGAGGUAAUCGGCCUGACUACUACGGCCGGCAACGUACCUCGAUCACGGGCAACCAGGAACGCCCUGGCUUUACUUGAUCAUGUUGGCCGCAACGAUGUUCCGGUGUACGCCGGCGCCGCACGCCCUAUUCAGGGGAAAUUCGCAUACGCCCGACACGUCCAUUCUCCGGCUGGACUCACGCGCCGGCUUCCGAAUCCUGUGACGCUGCCGUCCAACGUUGGGGCGGUGCGAUUCCUGGCGCAAAGUCUGCUCGCUGAACCGAAUGACGUAACGGUGAUCGCACUGGGGCCGCUUACCAACCUGGCCCGUUUGUUAAAACGAAACAGUCGGGCCUUGCAGUCAGCCAAACGCAUUGUCAUCAUGGGCGGCGCAGUAGACUUUCCAGGUAACGCCACGACCCAUUCGGAGUUCAAUUUUUUCAGCGACCCUACGGCGGCUCGCCUGGUCAUCGAAUCGGGAAUCCCGGUGACCCUGGUUGACCUGGCCGCUUGCCGGCAAGUUUAUCUGACCCGCGCCGAUGCCAGAUCGUUGAGCAGCCCGAACCCGUACGGUAAAUUGGCCGCGGAGUUGGUUUCCGGUUGGUUCAAUCGGGAUUGCAGCCGGGAGAAAUUCUGGAUGUACGAUCCGUUGGCAGUUGUCGCCGCCAUCGAAGCCAGGGCGUUGGACACGCACCGGUUGACCCUGGCCGUAGACGAUGCGGGGACCACGAAUGAUGGCAAUAAAUGGGGGCGAUGCACGGUAGUCUCCGGCGGCAAUUCAAACGUGCUGGUCGCUCAACCGGAUGGCGUGGACGCACGAUUGGCAUUGCAAACAAUCACUCAUCUGUUGGAUUGGAGCCGCGCCCCGAUCCCGACCGCCUGA